AUAAGACAUUUAAUACGUUGUUCCUCAUUUUUCAAUCGCCAGUGUAAGGACUUUAGUCUCUGUUCUGCUCCGAAUGAAUGAUAUGAACACUUAUAGUGUGCGGUUGAUUCCGUUUGUGUUGCAAUUAACGGGGUUAGGACGUAAUGUGGCCGGGGGUGCGAAACGAACAAAGGUCGGGUUUGCCUAGAGAGGGAUUUUGUGUGAAAGUUUAUUCAGCUCAGCGAGUGGUCGACAUUGGAGUUGUUAUUAAAACUAAUGUUACGUCGGUAGGCGAGAUGAUCGAAGUGUAUGUAUAGAAUAUUUCAAAGGCGGGUUCAAGUUCUGCUAAUGAGGAAAGGUGCGAAUGUCGCUGUGUUGGACGAGGGCCGCCGAUUUUGCGCCGAAAAUGGAACGGGCGCAGACGACAUUUGUAAAUUGUCUUCUGUUAGACGAGCGUCGUCUGUGGACAUCAACGAGCAAUUGUCCGUGGACUCCGUGUCGUGCUGUGUUUCCGAGAAAUUGUCGUCUGAAGAUACCGAGAAAACUUCGCCUUCAAAUGGAAUUACUAUUGCGCGCUCGACAUUCUCAAAACGCAGUAGAUGUGCGGUUUUGUUUAGUGUUGUUCAGAAAGUAAACAUGUGUUUAAUAGUUAUGUUUGUCGUGUACUUUGUGUGGACUAUUUCCAGUAUCUAUGGUAACCGGCAUUCUAUGGAAGGAGCGGCAUCAGGGAAUCAAUCCGCUCUCACAAAUCACACUCCAAAGGUUGGACACUUCUCCAUCUUCUCAGGGUUUGUGGACGUCCACUCGUCAGGCACGAGAACGUUAAACGAGUCUGUCAUCGAGCAAACGAACACGUCACGAUUGACCAUAUCGGAAAGUAGCAGACGGCUACGAAAACACCAGGAGAGAAAGAACCGCAAUAGAACAUUGAACAUGCGCGCCGGAGUCCAGAAGGACGCACCUACGACAAUGUUCAAAGACGAUUCAAACCUUGAAGACAGUCCGAACUCACACAAAACCCCCAAAAAUAUUUGUAAUGAAUGCACAAUUUCUAAAAGGAAAGGCCGGAAAAGUUUGGAUGUGCAUAAUUUGAGUCCCACGUUGCUGCGGAAAAUUUUAGAAAAAGUAGCAGACGACACAUUGUCUGGUGCGCGUUCAGGAGACGGAACCAUAUCCAGUAUUGUCGGCGACAGGGCGGGAGCGGCUCCCAGCGAGCGCGUGAGCACGGGAUGGAGCCAGGAGCAACACUGGCGGGAAAUUGCAGAAGGAGAGUUGGUGCUUGUGGAUAACACGGAACGCGACAGUGUGAUCGGUGCAGAAGCGGUCUCACCGUGGUCGCCAUGGUCACCGUGCUCCACUUCCUGUGGUGCGGGACAACAGGAGCGCAUGCGCAAAUGCGGCUCCGCAUGCACGGAGGUGGAGUCGAUGGUGUGUCUGCAGCCGACGUGUGCAGACGGGAGUGCAGGUGGGGACUCAAGCGCUAUCAGCGAGUUCUACAGAUGGGAAGGUGUCGGGUUCAUGCCCCCACUGGAGCAGCCGGAUCAGCAGGACCUAGAUACCGGAGAGGAUGUGUGUUCUAAGUGGGUGAAAUGCUACUCAAACUUUGCUCAAGAUUUCAUCAGAAAUGCAUCACUUCCCGGAUGUCCAUGCUUUUUUCCCUUGGUACGGGUAAAAACGAAAGUGAUAUAUGACGUCAAACUUGGCAGUGACGUCAGAUGGGUCGAUAUCAGCAAACAUGCGGACCUGGUGUACAAGCCCGGCGCCCGGGCGUGCAUGAGGUCAACCCUAGCCCCGGGGACGCUCACACUUGCGGUCCAGCAGUGUUGCUAUGACGAUGAUUAUUCCCUCGUCACUCGGGGCAGCGCUGCUGGCACGCCCAUGCUGAUAAGCCCGGAUAUUUCUCAGGAGCUCCAUUACAAGAUUGACCUUCUUCCCUGGAUCAUAUGUAAAGGAGACUGGACGAAGUACAACGAGGUGAUCUCCCCUAACAACGCGUUCCAUUGCGGCACCAACCCAGACGACGAGGGCUUUAACUUUCAGAAGAGUCUGCUUGGAAAUUACUGAUUGGUUGACAGAGUCGUUAAGAUGGUUGACAGAGUCGUUAAGAUGGUUGUCAGAGUCGUUAAGAUGCACGGUCGUCUGUCUGAUUGGUUGUCAAAGUCGUUAAGACGCACGGUCGUCUGUGAAGAUCGUCUGUUUGUGAAUACGAACCUUAUAUGUCGUACAGGGACGUAUCAGGGACUCUAGAAGCAAAUCGACGAGUCACAUCAGUUAGUGGUGGUAUAGCCGAUAACGUUGUUCUGAUGAUUGAUCAAAAGCUCAUGUUAUUUUGUUGUUGAGGUGCGUCCAUUACUUUAUCGUCAUUUUCAUGACAAAUUAUAGGAUUGUAUCAACUGAUUUUAUAAGACCAUUAAAAUUGACACUAAAACUUCCGUCGAAAUCACGAAAUGUUUUUAUGUGUUAAAUGUGAUCAAAGCAUUGGCAAGCUUACGGAGAUAAUCAACAUUUGUGUUUCACC
Dreissena polymorpha is the source of this 2497-nucleotide messenger RNA. Its product is annotated as isthmin-1-like. Lineage: Eukaryota; Metazoa; Mollusca; Bivalvia; Myida; Dreissenidae. Bases 289 to 2043 code for a protein of 584 amino acids. The record is from RefSeq and is a predicted model, not a curated record. The transcript is spliced from 6 exons.